Molecule: messenger RNA, 3048 nt
Organism: Leptidea sinapis
Lineage: Eukaryota; Metazoa; Arthropoda; Insecta; Lepidoptera; Pieridae
Product: aladin-like
Exons: 6
Coding region: 138-1517 (459 amino acids)
Biological process (GO): nucleocytoplasmic transport
Cellular component (GO): nuclear pore
Molecular function (GO): protein binding
Source: RefSeq, a predicted model, not a curated record
UAACCGUUUGCCGUUAACAAAAACAAAUCUUAAAAAUAAUCAUAUUUGAAAUAUUUUAUCGGCCUGAAACUAUAGGAAAAUAUCAUAAGUACAACACGUUGAAGGUGUUGAAUUUUCUUGCUUCUUAAGUUAUAAAAAUGUCUAUUUUCGAUGGAUUUCAAGAUCUAUAUGAAAAUCAUAACCAAUCUUUGACCCGAAAUGAUCGCAAUGAUUCAAUCAAAAAGCAUCCUGUAAUAAAUGUGACAAGAGAUUUACAUCAUCACAAAAUAUCGGAUGAAAACGUUUCCAUGUAUAUAAAUGUUGAAGAUAGUUUCUUGAAGAAGAUAUCAAGUGUCUGGUACAACCAGGGCUUCAUGGAAGCACUGAGUAUUGCUGCUGAUACCAGAAUCAAUCGGGAAAGCAAAUUACUAGCAAUAACUGCAUCAUAUGCAUUGAAAGUCACAAGUAUAUUUUCAACAUUUCGGUAUUUCUUACAACCUCAUUUGAAGGAUAUUGGCCCUAAAAUUGUUUCGAAGUAUUCCAGAACUAGGAAUUGGAGUUUUGCUCCUGUCAAAUGUAUGACUUGGCAUCCGUAUACUACAAAAAUAGCAAUUGCUACAGCAGACGAUGCAGUAAGGAUAUAUUGCUCAGAUGUCACAUUUGUUUCCACUUUAAAGUGUAAGGCUCAGACACAUGUGUCGUCAGUCAGUUGGAGACCAUAUUCAGCUUCAGAAAUAGCUGUUGGAUGUGAACAAGGUGUUAUUGUGUGGACUGUUGAUCCUAAUUCUAUGUUUACAAAGCCAUCAUCUAGUAAUGCAGUUGUUUUGAAAAGGUCUGGCCACAGUCCUGUCACAGAUGUAAGCUGGUCACCGAAUGGAGAUUUGCUUGUGAGUUGUUGUGGAGCAGAUACCUCAAUGCUGGUCUGGGAUGUUUCUAUGGAAGUUGCAGUGCCAUUAAGAAGGGUAGCAGGAGGUGGGAUUGUGUUUGCAAGAUGGUCUCUGGAUGCUAGUAAAAUAUUUGCUGCCACAUCAUCUCUUAUAUUUAGGGUUUGGGACACAAUUACAUGGACACCAGAACGAUGGUGUGCUCAAGGUUGUAGGGUAGUCGCUGCUUGUUGGGGACCAAAAGAUAUUGUCUUGUUUGCUGCGAAAGGAGAACCUAUAGUGUAUGCAUUAAGAAACACUGGACUCCUCAAUGGUGCAAAAGAUAGCAAAGCACAGCCAGUGUUGGAUGUAACAAAAGUACAACUAUCGGAGCAAUGUAUUGGAGGUCCCAUCCUUGACAUGUGUUGGGAUCCUACUGGAAAAUACCUUGCACUCAUGUUUGAGGAAUCAUACAUAAUUGCUGUUUUCUGCACAACCUAUAUGAUGAUGCAACUUAAUGUUUUUCCUUGUUGUUUGGUGCAGCCACAAGACGACUGUGAAAUGCCGUCAACUAUGGCCUUCCAGCAAAACUUCACUGAUGGAGCGUGUUUAACCAUAGCCUGGUCUACCGGCAGAGUCCAACACUUCCCAAUUAUUAAUAAUGAUGAAUAUUAGUUUUUUAAUGUUGUAUCUUUAACAUCUGUAUGAAACUGGUGUCAUUAAAAAAAUGGCGUUGACUGUUAUGUGAAUGGUGUGGUUUAUAAAAGGCUUAGUUCCAUAAUUCACUGUGAAAGACUAGUAUUUUUUGAUUUAAAUCUUACCGCAACCGUAAUAAGAUUGUCUUACAAUAACUUCAGCGUUGUUUCUGUGUGCAGAUGUCGGUUUCAAAUGUUGAAUAUCAUUUUAUGCAUCUUUUCUUUGUUCGAAAUUUUCAUGGAUUUUGUUAUUUCUUUGCUUCUUGCGAGUAUAGCUCGAUAAUUUUAUUGUAUUUACAGACAGCAACAAAUUGUAUUAGGACGAAAAUUGUCCUAAUACAUUUUGUUUCUAAGAAUAAGCGACACAAUCGCUAUUGCAUGAUGAUUAUAAUUCAAUUGAUUUGAAUUGUGUUUCAUAGUGGCUUAAAACUUGUUUCAUAUUGUAUGGUCUCCUAUAAAACUUGAUAUAAACUCAAAAGUGACUACUAUUUUGAGUUGUUAUUAAAAAUAAUUAAUAACGGGGCCAUUGAACAAACUUUAAUUGCAGAUAAAUUUGUGAACAUACCCAGUAGUCACAUUUAAAAUGAUCCUCGCAGUUUUGUAGUGGGACGGAACCUUAUCAUAUAACAGUCUGAUGUGAUGUCAGCAGGCAGCCGCUAAUAAUUUAAUUUAUUUUCAAUAAUUAUAAAUUAUCGGUUAUAUUAUACUCACUUAUGUGGAAUAUGUUCAUAUUUAAUAAGAAUUUUUGUAUACUAUAAUAGGUAGUGGUGCAAAAAGUUCCUCAAAAACUUAAACUUUCUGUUAUGUAAUAGUUAUUUAUGCAACUGUUGUGUAAUAAGGGGUAUUAAAACACGAAUGUGGAUUCGACGAGGCGAAGCCGAGUGUGAUAAUAGUAUCACAUGAGUGUUUUAAUACCUAAUUAUCAACAGUUACAUACAAGACUAUCUACACCCAAAAUAUGAAUCCUCUAAAAGAUUCUGGAACAGUUAGCUUACUGCUAACAUUUUUUUGAAAUUCAUACAGAUACCACGCAUCGAGCAAUAAGAAUGUGGCUGUAUGUUGAAACUCUUUGCGCAUGAAGGGAUAAAAAAAAACAUAGGAGUGUUGUUAUGAAAUUCAGUAAAACAUUACAACACUCUUUUGGAUGAUGUAAUGGUUAUUAGAACAUUGGGUGUUUUAAUGUUGGCAAUAAGCUAAAUGUUUCAGAAUCUUUAAUAGAGGAUUUAAAGCAUGGGUGUAGAUAAAAUAAUAUAAGUUGAUAAUGAUACAUUCAGCUGAAAACUGCUGUAAAGUCAUAGUGCAGGUAAUGAAAAUACAAUAUUGCUUCAUGAGAAUAGUGUUCAAUUUUUUUUUUAUUACAUAUCUGUUGAGUUUUAGGGACAAUAAUCUUCAAAACCAAUAAAUAAUACAGAGAAGUUAUUUAAAUUAAGCAAAGGUUUAAUGUGAUAAGAUAUAAUGGCGUGAGAUGAUUUUUUACAUAAACAACAAAUAAAUAUAAAGCUGAUAUUAUA